Xenia sp. Carnegie-2017 is the source of this 1490-nucleotide messenger RNA. RefSeq names its product alcohol dehydrogenase class-3-like. Gene Ontology annotation, biological process: formaldehyde catabolic process. The coding region runs from base 196 to 1338 and encodes 380 amino acids. NCBI's taxonomy places the organism in Eukaryota, Metazoa, Cnidaria, Anthozoa, Malacalcyonacea, Xeniidae. Gene Ontology annotation, molecular function: S-(hydroxymethyl)glutathione dehydrogenase [NAD(P)+] activity; zinc ion binding. Gene Ontology annotation, cellular component: cytosol. The record is from RefSeq and is a predicted model, not a curated record. The transcript is spliced from 11 exons.
UGACAUACACUGCUUGUACACAUUUCACCCUCGUCCAACACUGUUUUCAAUGUUCAAACCCACAGGUUCAAACCACAUGUUACGAUCGUAUCGUAUUCAAUUUUCGCAAACAUUUUGAAUUUUGUUUGUGUCAACAGAAGAAUAUUCUCUUACCAUUCACAUCACAAAUUGUCUCCUUAAGAUUUUGUUUGAUAAAUGCCUGGCACAGCGGGAAAGGUUAUUUAUUGCAAUGCUGCAGUAGCUUGGGAGGCUAAACAGCCACUUGUGGUUGAAACAAUUGAAGUUGCACCACCUAAAUCAGGAGAAGUUCGUGUUCAUAUUCUUGCUACAGGUGUAUGUCAUACUGAUGCGUAUACUUUGAGUGGGGUUGAUCCUGAAGGAGUAUUUCCUUGUAUUCUUGGACAUGAGGGAGGUGGCAUUGUGGAGAGUGUUGGAGAAGGGGUAACCUCUGUCAAACCAGGUGACCAUGUUAUUCCUUGUUACAUUGCUCAAUGUCGUAAUUGUCAAUAUUGCAAAAGUGAAAAAACAAAUCUUUGUAUUGCUGUCAGGUCAACUCAAGGCAAAGGUUUGAUGCCUGAUGGUACAACAAGGUUUAAAUGCAAAGGAAAAAAUAUUUUUCAUUUCAUGGGAUGUAGUACAUUUAGCGAGUAUACUGUAGUUGCUGAAGUGUCGAUUGCUAAGGUGUCUGAAGCUGCACCACUAGAGAAAGUGUGUCUACUUGGUUGUGGCAUAUCAACAGGUUAUGGUGCUGUGGUCAAUACUGCCAAGGUUGAAGCUGGUUCAACUGUUGGUAUUUGGGGUCUGGGAGCAAUAGGUCUUGCUGUUGCUAUGGGCUGUAAGAUUGUUGGUGCAUCUAGAAUCAUUGGUGUAGAUAUAAAUCCAGAUAAGUUUAAACUAGCAAAAGAGUUUGGCUGCACUGAAUGCAUUAAUCCAAAUGAUUUAGAUGAACCAAUUAACCAGGUUUUGUCAAAAAUGACAGAUGGUGGUCUAGACUAUACAUUUGAAUGUAUUGGUAAUGUUAAAACCAUGCGUUUUGCCUUGGAGUCUGCUCAUCGUGGCUGGGGGACAUCGGUUAUCAUAGGAGUAGCCCCCGCUGGAGCAGAGAUUUCCACUCGACCAUUUCAACUGGUCACUGGUCGAGUGUGGAAAGGAACUGCUUUUGGAGGUUGGAAAAGUCGUGAUGAUGUUCCAAAGAUUGUUGAGGAAUAUAUGACUGGGAAAGUAAAAGUGGACGAGUUUAUUACGUCAAAGAUGAUGUUGGAGCAAAUCAAUGACGCUUUUGAAUUUAUGCACCACCAAGUCGGCAGGAAUUUACGAACGGUGGUUGCGUUUCAAUGACAUUCAGAAAAUGGAAUCUUAAGUACAGUGAAGCAGGUCGUCUAUAAACGAUAUCGUAACUUUACUGCUGUACAAUAUAUUUUUUUCUGGAGUCAUUAUCACAUUCUGAAAAAUUUCUGUCAUGUUGAAAAUAUAUACUGUACAAAUGUUGA